This is a messenger RNA of Pararge aegeria (speckled wood butterfly), 576 nucleotides long. Its product is annotated as fatty acid-binding protein-like. NCBI's taxonomy places the organism in Eukaryota, Metazoa, Arthropoda, Insecta, Lepidoptera, Nymphalidae. Bases 220 to 576 code for a protein of 118 amino acids. The transcript is spliced from 3 exons. Gene Ontology annotation, cellular component: cytosol. The record is from RefSeq and is a predicted model, not a curated record.
AGCAGAUUAUUUAAUUUUUUUUAAAUUUGAGAUUGGGAGCUGGGUAAGGGGUCUCACGCGAGAUUGGCAGAGAUGGGACUGGUCAGUUAGUCCAGUGUGUUAAUAACACAAGUCUGUUAUUGUCACCCUAGCCAGAGCAGCGUGCUUCAAAGUUUUGUAACAGUGAAAGUCCGCAGCCUCACUCACUGCCCCUCCGCCAGAACGGAAUCGACUAACAACAUGGGUGCAGCUCACAGUGACAACAACUUGAGUAAAAGCGAACUGGUGGCCAAGAUAAAGGCUCGGUUGGAAAGCGUGGAUCCGGUUAAGGCGAAGGAGCUGGGUGGAGUCUUCCUUUUCAACAUCACCAAAGGAAUCUCUGUCUAUUCUUGGACUCUUGACCUCAACAAGGUGAUCGUAUACGAGGGCGAGCCGGAAGAAGACCCUGACACGACGUUCACACUCAACGAGCAUCACUUCAAGCAGCUGGUGUCCGGGCGCGAGGACCCGCGGGUCAUCAUGCAGGCUGGUCGCUGCUCUGUAACCGGAGACAUCAUGCGAGCGAUGAAACUUGAACCCUAUAUUAAGCUAGAUUAG